This is a messenger RNA of Ictidomys tridecemlineatus (thirteen-lined ground squirrel), 3342 nucleotides long. Lineage: Eukaryota; Metazoa; Chordata; Mammalia; Rodentia; Sciuridae. The record is from RefSeq and is a predicted model, not a curated record.
CUCGCCGCCGCUCACCGGGACCCGCGUGCACCCGGCACUCUACCGCUGUGCGCCCGGGACCCCCUUCCAUUAGCCCAGGCCCCCGCGCGCCUGGGACCUUUGUGCGCCCUCGGAGCCCCGCGCGCCCCGGGGUCCCCAGCACCCCAAAACUCCUCGUGCACCCGGCGGCCUCCUUCCACCGGCGCAGGCCCCCGCGCUCUCGGACCCUUCCCCCGCCGGCUUUCGCUCCUCUCGCCUUGGGACCCUGUGCACCCUCGGAUCCCCGCGCUCCCCGGGGUCCCCAGUACUUUAAAACUCCCCGGCACCCGGCGACCCCUUCCGACCAGUCUAGGCGCGACCCGGGACCCCCGGAUCCCUCCUGCCGCCCCAGGCACCCAUGCACACUGCAAGAGGCGCGCUCCACUUGUUGAAUCAACUUUGCUGUCGCCUUGCAGAGCUGGGUGGGCCACUGCCUUUUCUGGGGCCCAUGUGUUUGUCGGUCCCAUAACCCAGGAGAAGGAGGGCAUUUGAGGAGAUAACGCAGCACAUUAAGGAAUCCCCAAAGGUGGACCCAGACGAGGUGGGGACCAUCCCCAGCGACCUGCACAAGGUGACUCAGGUGGAAUCCGGAGCCGCUUUUCCUGUGUAGGCUGCGGUCCCAGUAAGUGGCUUUAGGACUUCUCUGAGUGGAGAAGGGAGCACUAGGUUCCACUUGUUCAUUGCUGGUAUAGAGGAACGUGGUGACGCGUGUGUGCUGACUGCUGCAGUCUUAUCUCGUCGGCUCAGUGUUCCAGAGGAGGGAAUUUUUAAUUAGGGGACAGCCUGCUGGGCAGCUGACUGAGCAUGCUCUGCAUGGGGGUAACGUGGAAGAAGACUCACUGAGCCCCUGGGAGGUGUGGUGCAGGAGCUGGUGUAGGCUGUGUCCAUGUCAAGGACAGCCACAGGAUACUGACUCAUGGCUUGGCCAAUGCUCUGACUCCAUCUAGUAGACCUGAAUGAAGAUUAAAAAAAAAAAGAACCCACUUUGAUGCUGAUGUGGAGGACUUGUGCUUCCUCUGAUCCUGACCAGCUUCAUCUCAGAACCCCACCUAGGCUCCUGUGGAGGGGCGGAGCCUACCUGGAGGAUGGGCAUGCUGUAGCCUAGUGGCUGUGUCCUGGCAUCACGUGCUGGGAUCGAACCGGGCCCCGCACAUGCCCAGCGGGCAGGCUACCCCUGAGCUGCACUCCAGCCCUCCACUGAUGGCUCUUGCCUGAAACCCGUGUUGGAGGUUUCAGCAGGAGGAGAUGGUUUCAGCAGAUGGUGGCACCUGGGCUGAGGGAAAGAGAACUGGUGGAUGUUGGGAUUGGUACAAUUAAGGAGUGUCCUGCUUGUCACCCAUCUAGCUGAGGGUGGACCCUACAAAGCCCUGUCCUAUGAGGGUGUGACUCAGAAGUUGGGGCUGAGGCACAGCUCUGAAGAGCCUGGGGAGAUGGGCUGUUGUGUCUGCCAAGCAGAGACAUAACCUGAGGUUCAGCACAACCCAGCUGUGGCCUGGGCCUCCCGAGGUCCGAUGUCUCAGAACUGCAGCACUCCGUGGUGGGCGGAGGGAGGGCGCUGACCAUGGUCACGCUCAUCACCGAGAAGCUGCAGAACCAGAGCCUGGAUGACCUUACCCACAAGGCCUGUGAAGCUGGCCCGUAUUCUGCUGAGCAACUGAACAAAAGUGGCCAUUUGUUCCCUUUGGAGGUCAGUGUGGAUGAGAGCCCCUGGAAGGCUUUUCACACAGGACGACCUGCUGGGAGCCAGGCGGCCGCGGGGCCUGUGUGCCCCUUCCUCCCAGGCCCCUGUGGCGUGGCGCACACUGAGGGUCUUCAGUGGAGGUCGGAGUCUCCCUGCUCCUGCACAGGCCCGGGGGUGGACAGUGCUCUGAACCUCUGCGAGAACACAGGGCCACCCGUGGCACCACCGACCAAGCGACACUGCCGAUCUCUAUCCGAGCCCGAGGAGCUGGCACGCUGCCGGUCCCCAUGGCGUCCUGGCAGCUCCAAGGUCUGGACGCCAGUCUCCAAGAGGCGGUGCAACAGCGGCGGGAGUGCCACACUGCAGCGUUGCAGCCCCGGCAGCUCCUCCCUGCAGCGGAGCCCGGGUGCAGGCCUGCCCAGGAGCCCCACAUCGCCUGCCGGCCCCAUCUCGCCUCUGGUGCCCCGGCCUGCAUCAGCCAGUAGCGGCUUCGUGGACAGCAGUGAAGGCAGCUCCUCCGGCUCGGGCCUGCCCUGGCGUCCCACAGGGCCCUGCCCGCUCUCCUCAAGGCGCCGCCUGUCCCUCUCACAGGAGCACCUCGCAGAGGCAGGGACCCACCUGCCUUCAGCCAGCAGCACCCCCACAUCCACACCCGAGCUGGGCCGGCGCCUUGGCCUGCUGCGGUGCCGCUCACAGCCAUGCGUGCUCAGCGGGAGGAGGAGCCGGCGCAAACGGAGGCGUGAGGAGGAUGCCAGGUGGACGCGCCCGUCCUUGGACUUACUAAAAAUGACACGGGUGAGCUUCACCACUUUAAAAAAUUCCAAGAGCCUUUGCUCUCUGGACUGCGAGGACGACAACGAGGACGAGGCCCAGGCGAAGACGGUCGUGUCCUCCCCCUGUGACUCGCAGGCCCCUGUGGGCACCAGCACGCCAGGCUCCAGCCCCAGGAUUCCCGGGCCCUGCCCAAUCAGCUCCUGGGCCUCCAGGGAGCCAGUGGCCAGCACAGGCGAGGGAGGGAGCAGUGGAGACCCCAGUGACUGGGACAGUGCCGGGGAGGAGGGCAUCUUCCCCCUGGACCGUGGCGACCUGGACCUGGAACAGAUUGAGAACAACUGAAUCUGGGCAGGCGGGGCCUGUGUGCGAGGUGAUGGCCGAAAUAGGUUUUGUGCUAUUUUGAACAUGAGGUGUAAUUUUGAUUCAAUUUUUCCUAAAGAAGUAUUUUGCAUUUUUAUGGCUUUUACAAUUCGGGGAGAGCUCUCUAUUUUGAAAUGAGUUUUCAGAAGGGCAUUCUAUUAAAUGCGAGUCUGCCUGCGGAUCCCAGUGUGGGCAACCUUCCUUUUGUAAGGAGCCCAGUGUGGGAAGCGUGGCAUGUGGUUUGCUUGCUGGAGACCCUGGGGCUGGUGGUCUGUGUCCUUCUGGGCAGAGCUCCUGGGGCAUGGGCCUGUGAGCAGGUGCCCUGUGCCCGGGCUUGUCACUGGGUGCUGCCUGGCCUCUAGCCUGGACCGCCAGGUUGCUGCACUGCUGGGGGGCUUCCUGUGGCCCAGAGGUCUCUGCGCUCAGGGUCUCAAGGGGCCAUGGGAAGGCAGUCCUGGUGGCACAUUUGCACCCAGCUGUGAAUUCAAUAAAAGGCGUUUGCUCUGUAA